Messenger RNA from Fusarium venenatum, 1443 nucleotides. RefSeq names its product major facilitator superfamily domain-containing protein. Gene Ontology annotation, molecular function: transmembrane transporter activity. The record is from RefSeq and is a predicted model, not a curated record. NCBI's taxonomy places the organism in Eukaryota, Fungi, Ascomycota, Sordariomycetes, Hypocreales, Nectriaceae. Gene Ontology annotation, cellular component: membrane. Gene Ontology annotation, biological process: transmembrane transport.
AUGGACCCUUCCGAGAAGAAAGAGCUGCAACAACCACCAAUCGACCUUGACCAACAUGCCGGACAAAUAAGCGAAACAAGCAAUGAUGCUGAACGCAAAGUCCUCUCCAAGUUCGACAAAUUCGUCAUGCCGCAGAUGGCGCUUUUGGUUCUGUUUGCCUACCUCGACCGAACAAACAUAGGAAAUGCCCGCGUCUUUGGAUUCGAGGAGGAUACAGGAAUGCAUGGAACCCAGUUCAACGACGUAUCAAUGUACUUCUACAUCUCCUACGUCAUCUUCGAAACACCCUGGGUUCUGGCUGUGAAAAAGUUCGGCCCCGGUCGCGUCCUCGCCAUAGCCAUCGUAAGCUGGAGUGUUAUCACUCUGGGCACCGGUUUCGUGCACAGUUAUGGCCAAGUCGUCGCAUGCAGAGUUUUUUUGGGUUUCUUUGAAGCCGGCUUGUUUCCAUCUCUCAUGUUUGUCGUCUCGCAAAUCUACCCCCCAGCUUCCCAAGGUAAGCGCAUGGCCGUACUCUACGUGUCCAUUGCGCUUUCUGGGGCGUUAGGAGGACUGAUUGCGUAUGGUAUCCAGAGUAUGGGCAACAGACACGGACUCUCUGCCUGGCGAUGGCUUUUCAUUAUUGAGGGUGCUAUAUCGCUUGUUAUUGGAGCGAUCUGCUGGUUGAGUCUGCCCAGUUCUCCGGAGACAGCCUGGUUUCUCAAUUCUGAGGAAAAAGAAACGAUGAAAAUCAUCAAGGAGCGGAACAAUCCGUUCAAGGAAACUGUCGAGUUUUCUUGGAAGCAGGUGGGUAUGGCAGUUACUGACCCUCUCAUCUGGCUGGCGUCAAUUGCCUUGUUCUGCUCUUCCAUUGCGCUGUUUGGCUUCGGAACCUUUUUGCCUACUCUUCUACGCGGCCUUGAUUACACCUCUCUUGAGGCCAACUACCUCAGUAUCCCGGUAUACGUUCUAGCAUCAAUCUUUACUGGAGUGACUACAUACGUUUCCGAUCGUCUCAAUCGCCGAGCAGUAUGUCUCAUCCAUUCUCCACUUCUAGUCGCUGCCGGCUAUGCAGUAGUCGUGGGUACUGGACACAAGGGCGCGGGUUUCUUCGCCAUGUUCUUGGUCGGCAGUGGAGUUUAUUCGUUCAAUACACUCGUGGUAACGUGGAUAUCUAACAAUGUCCAGCCAGAUUACAAGCGCUCUGUUGCUAUUGCAACCAUCAUAUCGAUAGGAAACGCUUCUGGCAUGGCCGCGUCGCAGAUUUAUCCUAUCCAAGACUCUCCUCGCUAUGUGAUGGGAAAUGCAAUCUCUUUGGGAGGUGAAGUUGUUGCAUUAGUCUGCGUUGGGCUUAUUUAUGGUCUUCUCAAGUAUCGCAUGCGUCAAAAAGCGAAGCUGUUGGCGAUGGGUAAAGACAGCAACGACAAAGAGGGAGACCAGAGCUUGGACUUUAAAUAUGUCUUUUGA